CGAACCGGUUGCCAAGGUUGCCAAUUGACAGUUCCGUUCAUUCCGAUCAAAAUUGAAAGCAGUCCACCACACAAACCGGAUCGCUGGAAUAAUGGACGGGUUCCUGAACACCGUGACCUCAUUCCUCCUCGACUGGGAGCUCUCGAAGGCCGAUCUGCUGUCCGUCUUGGUGUUCGCAGGUCUGAUGGCCGCCUUCUACAUAUCCCAGCGCCGACCCGUCAUCGUGCCCCCGCCAACUGAGGCGCCCGAAGACGAGGCGGAGGAAGAGGCGGACGAGGAAGGGGACGGGGACAAGGACGCGACGGAGGGGCCGCAGCCCGACAACGUGGUGUACAACAGCGACACCUUCCGCGAGUCGGACGUGAGCGACGAGGACGAGCUGCGCAGACUGAUCGCCGUCACCGAGGAGGCGGCGCGUCUGAGGGAGGAGCGGAUGAGGAUACUGACGGAGGAGAGGUUCAAGCCCGUGGAGACGCUGGACGACUACGACGAGAGCAAGAUUUUGGAUUUGGAUUACGCGCCGGAAGAAGCCGGUGUUGAGUUCAGCUUCCCCCCGAUUCCGAUUCCGGUGGAAGAUGCCGAUCUGGCCGGAGGCGACAACGUACGCGGCAGCAGCAGCGUCAUAGACAUCGACUUUUUGGAUAUGACCUUCAAUAAUGUCAACGUGAACGAAGAACGUGAGGAGAAGCCGCAACAAGAAUCGUAAGAAGUGUCCGGAGAGGUCAUUUUGAUUUGCAACUGCUUUUGAUUCCAUAUUCGUAUUGUCUUUUUGUGAAAAUUAUGGUGUUUUCAAAUUCAUGUGAUGCAUCAAAUGCUCUAUUACAAUUUUUAUAUAUGUUUUAUGUAAAUGAUUUAAUGAAUAAAUCUCGUGGUCUUUGUAAA
Messenger RNA from Aethina tumida (small hive beetle), 882 nucleotides. RefSeq lists its product as uncharacterized. The record is from RefSeq and is a predicted model, not a curated record. Lineage: Eukaryota; Metazoa; Arthropoda; Insecta; Coleoptera; Nitidulidae. Bases 92 to 706 code for a protein of 204 amino acids. The transcript is spliced from 2 exons.